AUGAGACAAUUAACAAGCAAACUCAGCAGGAAUCUAAAUAGCAAUGGGAAUGGCUGCCAAUAUGGAUAUACAGGGCUGAUUCGUUCUAAAUACAACAACAAAUACACUCCUGUGUGGAUUGGUGAGGGGAAGUUCAAAGCAAUAAACAUGGAUUCAGACCUAAUUCAAAUAUGGACAAAACCUGUCUCAUUUCCCAAACCUGCCAGGUUAAGCGUGGUAUCCACUCCUUUCAUGCACUCUUCAACCAAAUCAGUAUCUUCAACCUUUUGCUUGAGACCAGUGAUGGCUUUGUGAGAGAAGAUACACAUUCUGUUUUCAACCAGCAGGUAUUCUUUUAGGAAAUGAAAAACCAUAUUCAAAUAUCUAAAUAUCCAUGCUGUCACAUGGAGGUUGGAGCAAGCUUGGUUUCUCCUGCUCCAGAGGCUAGAACCUGAACCAAUGGGUUCAAAUUACAAGAAAGGAGAUCCUGACUAAACAUCAGGAGAACUUUCUGACAGUAAGAGCUGUUUUGCAGUGGAACAGACUCUCAUGAGAGGUGGUGGACUUUCCUUUCUUGGAGGUUUUUAAGCAGAGGCUGAUGGCCCUCCGUCAAGGACGCUUUGGUUGAAAUUCCUGCAUUGCAAGGGGUUGGACUAGAUGAACCUCAGAGUCCCUUCUAACUCUACAAUUCUAUGAUUCUAUCAGAUUAUAAAAUCUGACAACUUGUUAAGAAAUCACAGAAUCCCCCCCCCCCAUGAAACCCACAGUUCAGCUUUCCUAAUUACGGUACCUUCACACUUCCAAAUUACCUUGGCUAAAUUCAGUUCACAGCAGAUAUAUCAACACUUGUGUUAAUAGCAUCCUGUGAUGGAACUGGGCACAAGAACAUUCAGGAGUCCUUAUUAAUGUCACACUACUGUAACUCUGGCUUCUGUCAGUACAGUGGCAACUUAUUUUUAAAUUAGGUUUAUGGAGCAACAGAUUUUCCUUCAUUACUUAAACCAAUGAAUGUCAGUUGCACAACCAUGUUGACAUCAUUUAGGAGCUGGCAGAAGGCCUUAGGACUCAAUUUUGUUAGGCUUGAGAGAGGGAAGACUUGUAGCUUGAAGCUGCUGUCAUAUAUUUGCGGAGGGAUAGCACUCUGUCUCUCUCCCCCUCUUUGCUGCUGCUAUAUUUAACAGCCUUUCCAGCCAUAAAAGGUUGGGAGUGUUGCUUUCACAUUCCACUGACUACAGUCAUUAUUUUUGUUCUGGACCUGAGGGUCCCUCAACCCUGGUCCUGUCAGCCACUCUGAGGGAUCAAACUUUUGCUGGAUUUCUCUCUUCUUCUCAUUCAUCCUUGUACAAGACUGAAAUUCUAUCAUUCUUAAUUGGACUACUGGUAAGUAUGCAAUGUCCAGAGACAUUAUUUGUCAAACAAAUGUGUUCUGUAUGUUAUAAAUGUGGACAAGUAUUAUCUCUCUAUUUUCUUCUAUUAUGGAUUCAACAGCAGAUUGGAGAAAUCUUAAGAGUGAAGCUUCAAGAAAAAACAAAGUAAUGCAAAAUAUUUAGCAGCUCACCUAUUGUAACAUACCUCUAAAGUACUUUUCAAAUGAAACAUGAGUUAAGGGUGCCACUAGAAAGUUUGGUUGUGUAACAGUUCUCUUCUAAAAUGCUUUCUGCUUGUGUGUGAUAGUUAUUUCAGAAUGUCUUCAGAUGAAAACAGUUCAAGUGAUUAGAUUCUCUAUGUGUUUCAAGAUUCCCAUAGUAUUUUUAAAAUAUUACAGCCCUUGUUAGAGGGGAAUACCAACACAAUGCACCAACCUAUGUGCAAUGUAUUCAUUAUAAUGUUCAAUGGAAUCCUUUUGCAAACAGCUGUGUGGCACAAGUAUGUGUGGCCACUUUCUACACAUGCUUUAAUGAACAUGCAUAGGCCAGUGAGAAGUCUGCCAUCAUGAUACUGCUCCUGUUAAUGUGCAUUUAUUUAGCCCUACAUUAACAUAUAAAAAGUUAAUCAUAGUUGUUAAAUUAUUGACAAAUUAGGUAUUUUUACUGCACAUGCCUCUGUAAAUGUGUGCACUAAGAAUUACCACGCACACAGAAUCUAGCAUUUCCAAAGCCUAAGAUAAAACUAAUGGCCAGUCACAAAAUGAAUAAUAAUUUUCAAACUGAAGAUUGAAGAAGCCUUGUCAUUUAAUCACUGAGCCGCUAACAGCAGGUGCUCGGGAAACUGCAGCAGAAGAGGCUUAAGGCUGUGUGUGUGUACUGAUGGUGGGCGUCAACAAGUGGAUCUUGAACAAAGUCAUAAUUAUGUUGGUAGAUCUUCAGUGUUGGAAACCUUGGGUUGAACCAUGGGCCCUUGAUACAGCCUAUUAAUUAUACUAAGAUAAGACAGACUGCAGUUAUGCAAACAAUGCAUAUAUAAAUAGUGAAGGAAACAGACACACAUACAGUGCAGAGCAUGAAAUAAUAAGCACUGUAUGAGUUAUGUUAUAUAUACUGGAAUUAUAAUUUGGAUUCACACAUUUAAUUGUCAGUGCUAAGGUUCAGAAUAACUGGUUUGCAAAUGGAUGUAUUUGGAUUAUUGACUCUACUCUGCAGUUUUGCAUCUUGGGUAUCUCUAAAUGUAACUUUGUGAGAUGGUCACAAGAAGAUGAUUUUGGAAUGCAGAAUCUGGAACGUAAUGUUGAAAUCACAAUACUGAAAAUGUGAUUUGAAAGUUAGAUUUUUAAAAAACAGAAAAGAAAUAGAAAAGAAAAAUACACAAAAUUUAUUUUAAUUCUAGAAGAGUUAGACAAAAGAUUCCUGUACCAAAGUGCUACAGGAGUAACCAGAUGCUUUUAAAGAGCAUUUUGUGUUUUUCCUAGGAAUUGCCACAUGGGAUGAAACUAAUAUUUUACUUUUUUCUACAAGUGUUUCAAAUUUUCAUAGAAAGUUAUAAAACUCAAAAUCUACAACUGUGUGGACAUAAAUGUUCUUCUUAACUUCAGAUGAAUGAUGUUCUUCUUAUAUAAAUGGAAUGUUAAAAUGGAUUUUGUGUGCACUUUUUGACUUAUGUCCUUGUGAAAGUUUCUUAUUCAUACACUUAAAUACUCAUACAUGCUGUAACUACUAUUCAUCAUAUUUUGCUUGCAGGUAGAUGAGCCUAGUGAAGCAUAAACAUGACACAGGGUGGUAUUCAACUAAGUUUUAAUUACAAUAGUUACAUUGAACUAAAUGGACCUUACUUAGUCAAGUUGAUUAAUUUCAAGGGUCUACUCUGAGUAAGACAUAGUUGAAUACCACCCACAAUCUUCUCUUCAGUAUUUAUCUGAAUCUAUCUUUGAUGGAUUAAUUAUGAUCACUGAAAAAUUAUUGAGCAUGUCAUACAUACAUACACACAUAGGCAGACAGCAUUUCCAUGUGCUCUGGCUUCCGUCACGGUGUUUUGUUGCGCCAGAAGUGGUUUAGUCAUUCUGGCCACAUGACCCGGAAAGCUGUCUGUGGACAAACGCCGACUCCUUCGGCCUGAAGCAAGAUGAGUGCCGCACCUCAUAGUCACCUUUGCCUGGACCUAACCAUCCAGGGGUCUGUUACCUCUACCUUUACAUACAUACAUGAAUUUAUUUGUAUGCUGACUUUCCAUAGUUAAAACCAUGUUCAAGGCAGCUUAUGACAUUAAAAAACCCCACCAUAAUGGCAUAGUCAUACAUGCUAUUUAACUUGUGGUUUUUUGUUGUUGCUUUUACAGAACAUCAAAAGUGUGGGCUGA
This is a messenger RNA of Podarcis lilfordi (Lilford's wall lizard), 3708 nucleotides long. The record is from the annotation of a GenBank genome assembly. NCBI's taxonomy places the organism in Eukaryota, Metazoa, Chordata, Lepidosauria, Squamata, Lacertidae.